AUGGUAAACCUACGGCGCUUCGAGAGCCACGUCUGGAAUAUACGAGAAUUGUUUUCCGACAAAACCGAUCGCUCCAGGGCGUUGACAAAGAUCAAGCAGCUAUGUGACCAGCCGGACAACCUGGAUGAGUGGGAGGAAGCUCCUUUUCCCGCUCCGCUGAGCUCGGAUUCCAGCUUUGUCUACACUGUGGAUAUAGAUGCUGGCACGUUGGGAGUGACAUACUUCAAGAUGGUAGGGACUCGUGCCCAGUCUCAGACUGACUGGUAUGACCUGCGCACGGUAUGUGAGGCCUCUAGCUUGUCCAGCGUCAAAUGCUGUGAGAAGCCGCAACCUUUACCUACGCAGUUGCCUGGAAAAAUUGGGAACGACGAAUUGGCACAGCUGACAUUGGAACCAUUGCAUCUUGUCCUUGAUUUUCCCCUUCCCUUGAACGAACUGCAAGCCCGACUGUACAUCCAUUUCCUUUGCGUCUGGCGCUGGCACUUCAUUGACCCAUCAACUUGGCGCUAUGAUUCCCCAGCCAUGAAUUACUUUUGUAUUGCCAUCUUACGUCUUGCAGCCUGGGACCUCGAAGUGUCCUAUGACACUGACAUCGGACUCCCAAUGUUCCACCAUACUCUUCCACCCUGA
This is a messenger RNA of Aspergillus niger, 630 nucleotides long. RefSeq lists its product as hypothetical. NCBI's taxonomy places the organism in Eukaryota, Fungi, Ascomycota, Eurotiomycetes, Eurotiales, Aspergillaceae. Bases 1 to 630 code for a protein of 209 amino acids. The transcript has 2 exons. The record is from RefSeq and is a predicted model, not a curated record.